AAUCCUGAUAGCUCCUGGUGGAGUUCCGUGCGCUCAGUCUCCCGCAUCCCUUGUUCUGUCCGCAGCUGCGCCUCACCUGUCAGGAUGUUCGUCCACUGGGAGGUUUUCUUCUACGUUUUUAUUCUUUUGACUCACAUGAGGUCGUACUGCUGCUGGUCAGUGAAUAAUUUCCUGAUGACCGGACCCAAGGCAUACCUAAUCUACUCGAGCAGCGUGGCAGCAGGGGCUCAGAGUGGCAUUGAGGAAUGCAAACACCAGUUCGCAUGGGACCGCUGGAACUGUCCUGAGAGAGCUCUGCAGCUGUCCACACACAGCAGCCUGCGCAGCGCAAAUCGAGAGACUGCAUUCGUCCAUGCCAUCAGCUCUGCUGGGGUUAUGUACACCCUGACCAGAAACUGCAGUCUCGGAGACUUUGACAACUGCGGCUGUGAUGACAGCAGGAAUGGACAAAGAGGAGGUCAUGGCUGGCUCUGGGGUGGAUGCAGCGAUAAUGUCGGCUUCGGUGAGGCCAUCUCCAAACAGUUUGUGGACUCGUUGGAGACCGGACAGGAUGCUCGGGCGGCCAUGAAUCUUCACAAUAACGAAGCUGGGCGGAAGGCUGUGAAGGGGACCAUGCAGAAGACGUGCAAGUGCCACGGUGUUUCAGGAAGCUGCACCACUCAGACCUGCUGGCUGCAGCUGCCAGAGUUCAGGGAAGUCGGGAACUAUUUAAAGGAGAAGUACCACAGGGCCCUGAAGGUGGAUCUCCUCCGGGGAGCAGGAAACAGCGCGGCCAGCCGCGGCGCCAUUGCAGAGACCUUCAACUCCAUCUCCCGCAAGGAGCUGGUCCACCUCGAAGACUCGCCCGACUACUGCCUGGAGAACCGUACCCUGGGCCUGCCCGGGACGGAGGGCCGCGAAUGCCUGAAGAAAGGCAAGAACUUGAACAAGUGGGAGAAGCGGAGUUGCAAGAGGCUGUGCGGAGAGUGCGGGCUGGCUGUAGAAGAGCGCAAAGCCGAGAUGGUGUCGAGCUGCAACUGCAAGUUCCAUUGGUGCUGCGCGGUGAAAUGCGAGCAGUGCAGAAAGACGGUGACCAAGUACUUUUGUGUGAAGAAAGGAGGUCAGAGGGGAAGGAAUGAGAGCGCCGCCAUCCGCCGAAAGAACCCCAGGCUUAGGAAAAAGCACUGAGCAUCCCCAUCAUUCGUCCACAUGCAUUCAUGUUUUCCUGUUUCUGCAGCCCAAUCAAACAUCUGGAUUCUGCAGAUAACGUGUUUUGGACAAAACCCUCACAUUCCAUCUUCACAUUAAAGAUUUCUCACAAAUGAACGCAGAGUCUCAUGACAACCCAGGCAACUUCGUAGAUUUUUUUUUUCUUUUAGCAUAAAUGUAUUUAAGAUAUAUUUUUAUAUAUAUAUUUUUUUUACCACAUUUUGAAAAGUGACAUGGCAUUGAAACGGUUCUCAGACAUAAAAAUUCUUCCCAUUAUUUAUUCUUGUACUUAUACAAAAAACAUUUGAUAGAUAAUCUGGUGCAAAACUUGUUCUUGAACUUCUCGCAGUAAUCUGUUUUGUUCUGAAAUUAGUUUUGUGACAAUGCUCGCAACGGUUUUAGUUUGUAUUUCUGUUUCCACCAUCAUCUGGCUCACCCCGUCUUUCCGCUCUUGAUGUAUAACUGUACAUAAAAUGAAGCACUUUGUACUGUAUAUUGUUAAUUUAUUGCACAGCAUUUUUUUUUCUAGUUUUGCUUAAGUGUCCUUUUUUCAUUCUCUCUCCAUUAAAAUGUAAUGAAAGAAUAAUAAAUCCUUUAAUCGUGC
This is a messenger RNA of Gambusia affinis (western mosquitofish), 1792 nucleotides long. RefSeq names its product wingless-type MMTV integration site family, member 8b (gene wnt8b). The transcript has 6 exons. The record is from RefSeq and is a predicted model, not a curated record. Gene Ontology annotation, cellular component: extracellular region. NCBI's taxonomy places the organism in Eukaryota, Metazoa, Chordata, Actinopteri, Cyprinodontiformes, Poeciliidae. Gene Ontology annotation, molecular function: frizzled binding; cytokine activity. Bases 85 to 1167 code for a protein of 360 amino acids. Gene Ontology annotation, biological process: multicellular organism development; neuron differentiation; cell fate commitment.